This is a messenger RNA of Meyerozyma guilliermondii ATCC 6260, 2685 nucleotides long. RefSeq lists its product as uncharacterized. The record is from RefSeq and is a predicted model, not a curated record. The transcript has a single exon. Gene Ontology annotation, cellular component: nucleus; RISC complex; cytosol. Bases 1 to 2685 code for a protein of 894 amino acids. NCBI's taxonomy places the organism in Eukaryota, Fungi, Ascomycota, Pichiomycetes, Serinales, Debaryomycetaceae. Gene Ontology annotation, molecular function: RNA binding; nuclease activity. Gene Ontology annotation, biological process: regulatory ncRNA-mediated gene silencing; mRNA catabolic process.
AUGCCACAACCAUUGGUAGCAAAAGUGAAAAACGUCUUGAGUGGCGACUCGGUGGUGCUUGUGCCUGCUAAAACAAACCAGGUGCCUGCCCCCGAGAGAAUUCUCACCCUUUCAAAUGUCCGUGGUGAAUCUUACGCCGCCAAGGAGUAUUUAAGACAACUUUUGAUCGGCAAAGAAGUCAAGUUCACGGUGCUCUACAAGACCCCCAGCGGCAGGGAGUUUGGUGAUUUGCAUGCGCCAGUGUUCGACUCGCUUAUUGAACAUCUCUUGGCGAAAGGCAUGGUUAAACUCAAGGAAAAUGAUACUGAGAGUGUUCCCGAAUUGGUCACUGUCGAAACCAAGGCUCGUACAGCAGGUUUAGGGGUCUGGGGAGGUGAAAAUCUGGUUUCUGUGGAGGAAUUGACCCCGGAUAUCAAGGAAAAGUCCCAAAAAACUCCCAUUUCUACCGUUGUUGAAAAGGUGAUUUCGGGUGACAGAGUCAUGGCUCGCAUUAUCGUCAACAAAUCUCACCAUGUGGUCACCCCUCUUUUGCUUGCAGGUAUCCGUUGCCAGCGCACUGACGACGAAAAUGCAAAUAAAAAGAUUGCAAACGAAGCAAAGGCUUUUGUAGAGGAUAAACUCUUAACCACGAAUGCUGCUAUAAAGGUGUCUGUGGUUGGAGAAAGUCAAUCGGGUGUUCCAAUUGCACUUUUUAUCCACCCUUCAGGAAACAGUAUCCACGAAAAAUUGCUUGAGAACGGUUGGGCUGAAAUAGUUGACUGGCAACUGCCACUUCUCGGUUCCACGGUAAUGGGACAAUUGAGAAAAGCUGAACAAACUGCCAAGGCUUUAGGUAAAGGACUCCAUGCUUCUGUCAAACCAAAGAUUUUGGGUCAAAGCUCGAGCUCGUCAAAGUCUCUUCGUCCUGGACAAACCGUCGAAAAUGUGACAAUCGCCAAAAUUGUCGGCGCAGAUACUGUUGUCGUUCGUCUUCCUUCAGACGAAGAAUUGACGGUGCAACUUGCAUCUGUUAGGGCACCUCGUCCGCUGGACAUUACCAUUACCACUAACUCGCAAUUGCAAGGCUCAAUAGUCAGUUCUGCUAGAGAGUUUGUGAGACAUUUUGCAAUUGGCAAGAAUGCUGUGAUGCACAUUGAUGGGCUCAGAGCCGCCAACAAGGACCUUGGCUUCGACAGCCGUUUCCUCGUUAGACUUGUUGUAAGCGGUUACGACUUGUCGGAGGUUGUAGUGAAGAAUGGAUGGGCCACUGUUAUCAGACACAAUAAGGCUACUUCUGGAGAGAGAGCCAUGAACUGGGAUAAAUUGAUUGAAUUGGAAGAAGAACAAAAGAAGUUGGCCAAAAAGGGUAUCUUUUUCUCGGGUGACAUUUCCAAGGUUGUGACUGUUAGUCCUAGAAUUGUUGAUGCUUCUGAAAAUUUGACUAAAGCAAAGACUUUCUUGCCUGGGUUCAAGCAGAAGGGUAGAAUUUCUGGUGGGUAUUACGUCGAGUAUGUUUCCUCUGCUAACAGAGUGAAGCUCUUUAACCCUAAGGAAGGCACCAAGUUGACAUUAGUUCUUGGUGGCUUGACCAACAAUAAGAACAGUGCUCACGCUGAAAGUGGACUCAAGUUUAUGAACAGAAAGUUUUUGCAACGUCCCGUUGAGUUUGAAGUCUACGAUACCGAUAAAGUCGGUAGUUUUAUUGGGAAUCUCUACGCCAACUCCAAGGCACUUUCUCCAGUGCAAGUUACUCUUUUAGAGCAAGGUUUCGUUGCAACCCAUGAAAUUUCUCUUCGCUCCAACAAGUUUGGCGCCGAUAUGGAAAAAGCAGAGGAAGAUGCCAAGGCUGCGAAAAAGGGUAUGUGGUCCAAUUACGACGCAGCUGCUGAAAGAGCCCAGCAAGAGGCCAAUGAAGCCAGGAUCAGCUCGUUAUCAUUGGAGGCUACUAAGCCUAAAUUUUUUGAUAUUGAAGUUACCGAUAUUGAUCCCAGUGGGGUUCUUUCGUUCCAGAAGUUGGACGCCGACACCGAGGCUCGGUUUUCUUCGUUCAAGAAAAAGUUUAGUGAGUUCCACGCUCAGCCACCUAGUGCUAGCGAGAACUCCACUGAUUUACCGCACAACUUGAGUCGGGCUCCAAAGAAGAACGAAUUGAUUUCCGCCAAGUUUUCUGAAAACGGCAAAUACUAUCGAGCCAAGGUUGUUAAUUACGAUCGUACCAGCGCCAAAUAUGAGGUGAAGCACAUUGAUUUCGGUAACAUUGACAAGGUUUCCUUAAGCGGCUUGAGAUCACUUCCCAGUCAGUUUGGGGUGGCCCAGUACCCUGCUUUUGCCAGCACCACCAAAUUACAAGGUUUGGUGCUUCCUCCCACAAAGCCCACCGACUACCUUACCGAAGCUUUGUAUGCAUUAGAAGACCUUGCAUUCGACAAGAAGUUGGUAUUGAGUGCUGUGCCAUCUUCAGACUCUAGAGUCGACUAUGACGGUAUCAUCUAUGACGCCGAGCAAUCGCUCAAGGAUGCUAGUUACACCAUUAACAAGCAACUUGUGGCCGACGGAUGGGCAUUGGUAGACAAAGAAGUCAAGGACCAUCCUCACAUCAAAGACAUCUACCAGGGUUUGUUACGCAGUCAAGAGAGUGCCAGAAGCAGCCAUGUCGGGUGCUGGGAGUUUGGAGACAUUACAUUUGAUGAAGACGCUGCGUUGUGA